Myxocyprinus asiaticus (Chinese sucker) is the source of this 3120-nucleotide messenger RNA. RefSeq names its product voltage-dependent calcium channel gamma-5 subunit-like. Gene Ontology annotation, cellular component: AMPA glutamate receptor complex; postsynaptic density membrane. Gene Ontology annotation, biological process: calcium ion transport; postsynaptic neurotransmitter receptor diffusion trapping; transmission of nerve impulse. The record is from RefSeq and is a predicted model, not a curated record. Gene Ontology annotation, molecular function: voltage-gated calcium channel activity; channel regulator activity. The coding region runs from base 198 to 1025 and encodes 275 amino acids. The transcript is spliced from 7 exons. Lineage: Eukaryota; Metazoa; Chordata; Actinopteri; Cypriniformes; Catostomidae.
CAUCAUUGAGCUGUGCUGAACGGAGCUGCUUCAAUCCACAUCUGGAAUACACUGGCAUCUGCUGAAAUUUACUGUCAUCUAUUCAUCAGGUCUGUCAUCAUGUUUCAGGAUAAAGCGCAGCAGCGAUGGACGUGCAGACGUUCUGAGUGACAGGUUCGUUGUGUAGCACAGGCGCCCCCUGCUGAAGGCUGAGUGGCAUGAGCACGUGCGGGAGGAAGGCUCUGACCCUGCUCAGCAGUGUGUUUGCAGUAUGCAGUCUGGGGCUGCUGGGGAUCGCCGUCAGCACUGACUACUGGCUGUACCUGGAGGAGGGCGUCAUACUGCCGCUGAACCAGACCACUGACAUACGCAUGUCCAUACACUCUGGCCUGUGGAGGGUCUGCUUCCUCACAGGUGAGGAGAGGGGCCGUUGUUUCACGAUCGAGUAUGUGAUGCCCAUGAGUGUUCAACUGACCAGUGAAUCCACCAUCAGUGUACUGAAGAUGAUCCGCUCUGCGACACCGUUCCCGCUGGUCAGUUUGUUCUUCAUGUUCAUUGGUUUUGUGCUCAAUAAUAUCGGACACAUUCGGCCUCACCACACCAUACUGGCCUUUGUCUCUGGAAUCUUCUUCAUCCUGUCAGGUCUGUCUCUGGUGGUGGGUUUGGUUCUCUACAUCUCCAGUAUCAAUGAUGAGAUGUUGAACAGGACUAAGAGUAAUGAGGCGUAUUUCAGCUAUAAGUACGGUUGGUCCUUUGCGUUUGCUGCCAUCUCCUUCCUGCUCACUGAGAGUGCAGGUGUGAUGUCUGUGUACCUGUUCAUGAAGCGUUACACAGCAGAGGAGAUGUAUCAACCGCAUCCAAGCUUUUACCGCCCGCGCCUCAGCAACUGCUCUGAUCACUCGGGUCAGUUCCUACAUCCCGAUGCCUGGACACGCAGACGCAGCCCCUCAGACAUAUCCAGUAACGCCUCGCUGCAGAUGAACGCCAGCUACCCCGCACUGCUCAAGUGCCCUGAAUAUGAUCAGGUGUCUUCCUCGCCAUGCUGAACAACAGGACGGGUGUACGGACAGAUGGAUGGACUGUAGUAUGCUGUGGAUGGAUGGAUGGAUGGACAGUAGUAUGCAGUAAAUGGAUGGAUGGAUGGAUGAAUGGACAGUAGUAAGCAAUGGAUGGAUGGAUGGAUGGUAGUAAGCAAUGAUUAGGUGGCUGGAUGAAUGGAUGGACGGACGGACGGAUAGAUGGAUGGAUAGACGGAUGGCUGGACAGUAGUAAGCGAUGGAUGAUAGAUUGAUUGGGAUGGAUAGACGGAUGGAUGGACAGUAGUAAGCGAUGGAUGAUAGAUUGAUUGGGAUGGAUGGAUGGAUUGAUGGACAGUAGUAAGCAAUGAUUAGGUGGAUGGAUAAAUGGAUGUAUGGAUGGAUGGACAGUAGUAUUCAGUGACAGGGUUCCCAUGCGUCCUGGAAAACCUAAAAUUUUGCAAUGCACUUUUCCAAUAAUGGAAAAGUCAUGGAAAAUGAGAAAAAAAAAUAAAUGUCCUGGAAAAUAAUUAUUUGUCCUGGAAAAUAUUUUAGUAUAUAAAACUGUUUGACUGUGUCAGUAACAAGGUAACAAACACUGUAAUGAUCUGGAUUCAGGACAGGUGUCAUAUACAAAUUUGUAUCGUUUUGUCACUGCUGGUGGCUGCACAUUGUAAAACAACAUCAGCUGUUUACUGUCAUUAACGAAGCCCUGUCAUGUUCAUUUUCUGCUCAUCUUCUGUCAUCUCUGCUUUGCUCUGACUAAAUAGUUUAAGUAAGUGUUAGGGUUAGGUAUUGAAAUAUGAUGUAUUCAUCCCAACAUUGGUGUAGUGUUAAUUACAAAAACAUUUAAGUUGUAAACUUUAGACAAUAGCCCUAUUUGGACAGUAAUUGCUUCUCAGGGUGACAUCUGUAAAAGUACAUUUAUUCACGGUGGAGGACUGAGUUUGUAAGUGUGAUCCUACAAACAAGUAAAUUUGCUUCUCGCAUGGUCAGUCGCUAGUAAUAUUUGUAGGUCUAGUUGACCGCUAGCUGUGGAUGAUAUUUCAGUUGCGUUUGUAAGGCGAUAGCAGAGGAAAAUUCCUCUGUCCACUAACUGCGUCCUGUGAAUUUUGUGCAAAUACAUUUUCAAAUAUAGGCUAUGCAAAUAUAUUUGGAAUUACGCUAAAGUGUAAAUACGGAGUGCUUUGUUCAUGCUAUCGUUCCUCACACACUGAGAUGAGAGCGCUUCAUCUCAGUUAUGCACAUCUCUCUAAAGCACACACACAGGCAUGCAUACACAAGCGUGUAUACCAUGUACAGUAUAGUAUGGAAAAUGUGAAAAAUAUUGGGAAAAAGUUUACGCCGUGUCUGUUUUGCCUUUUUCUUCUAUGUAAGAACCCCCCUCUCUCUGUGGUGGAGCAGCUAUGUAAAUUUAUUAAUGUGAAUGCUUUCCAACAUUUCUCUGAUACAAACCUCCAUUGUAUUAAAUAUACACAUGCACAUUACCGUGCGUCUUGUCAAAUAGUAACCAUAUGGUUGGCAGAGGUCAAAAAAGCAUUUCCAAAAAGGCUUUUGAAUUGACUCCUGCUUUUAAAUUCAGAGAUGCGGAUUCGGAUGGAAAUUAAAUUACAACACGACCAGUGCUGGGCGGAUUACUUGUGAAUUGUUAUCAGGUACCGAUUAUAUAUGACAUGACAAAAAAUGCAAUCAGUAAUUGUAAUCUUGUAUUCAAGAUUGUAAUCAGUAAUUAAUCAGUAAUUAAUCUUGUAGAUUAAAUUUUUUUGGUAAUCUAAUCCAAUUACAUUUGGAUUACUUUCAACCGAUAAAUUCAGAUAAAAUUAUUGUAAAUGUAAAAUUAUUAAGGACGUUUUCAUAUUUUCAGUUUUUCCCCAGUGAUGCUUAUAGAGGUCUAGCCCUCCACCAAUGACACAAAUAUGUUUGAGUUUAACAGGCAUUUCUUAUUGGAGUUUCUAAAAUUAUGGACAGGUUCCCAGGGCACGUUACACGUGGUCAUGCAAUUUCGCCAUUUUACAAAAGCCAUCCACGUGUGGUAAGAGAUCAGAUCAGUUAUAUUUGUGUAUCAACAUCAUAAAAACAUCUCAAAGUUAACACUACACCAAAAGUGUAUUCAUACCCAUUUGUG